CUCUCCUUCAGAGUGUCAAAGGGAAGAAUUCAUCUGCGUCCAGAGGAGAAUCCCGCCAACAGACUCUGUGUUGUGUGGAGCAGAUUAUGUGACAGGCUCCAAUCUGCCCAGCCACUCAGAUGUUCAGCUGUCCUGCUUCACUGGACACAGAAUACAGGGUCCAGUAUUUCUCCUGGAGGACGGUAAAUCAGCCAUCUCUCUUAAUGAUGCACUAAUGUGGGCAAAGGCAAACCCUUUCUCCCCUCUCGGAACAGGACUCCGCAUAAACCCCUUUUAACACACACACACACACACACACACACACACACACACACACACAC
Messenger RNA from Notothenia coriiceps (black rockcod), 320 nucleotides. RefSeq names its product WD repeat-containing protein 17-like. The transcript has 3 exons. The annotation marks the transcript as partial. The record is from RefSeq and is a predicted model, not a curated record. NCBI's taxonomy places the organism in Eukaryota, Metazoa, Chordata, Actinopteri, Perciformes, Nototheniidae.